AUGAAGGGAUACCUUUUGUUCACCAUUCUUGUUCUGCUAGCCAUCGGUAGCGAAUUGGCUUUUGGUGAUUGCCUGUCUGGGAGAUACAAGGGGCCCUGUGCAGUUUGGGACAACGAGACGUGCCGUAGGGUCUGCAAGGAGGAAGGUAGGGGCCGUGUCAGUGGUCAUUGCAGUUCCAGACUUCAGUGUUGGUGUGAAGGAUGCUGA
This is a messenger RNA of Acanthoscelides obtectus, 207 nucleotides long. NCBI's taxonomy places the organism in Eukaryota, Metazoa, Arthropoda, Insecta, Coleoptera, Chrysomelidae. The record is from the annotation of a GenBank genome assembly.